Populus trichocarpa (black cottonwood) is the source of this 4779-nucleotide messenger RNA. Its product is annotated as auxilin-like protein 1. Gene Ontology annotation, biological process: clathrin-dependent endocytosis; clathrin coat disassembly. Gene Ontology annotation, cellular component: cytoplasm; vesicle; intracellular membrane-bounded organelle. The transcript is spliced from 7 exons. Bases 140 to 4576 code for a protein of 1478 amino acids. Lineage: Eukaryota; Viridiplantae; Streptophyta; Magnoliopsida; Malpighiales; Salicaceae. Gene Ontology annotation, molecular function: clathrin binding. The record is from RefSeq and is a predicted model, not a curated record.
UGCUCUGACAGCAUGCUAUGCAGAGAAAAGAGCAAGAAACUGCAACAGAACAAAAAAAAAAAAAAAAAAACAAUAAAAAGCAAACCCCAUAAACACUCUUCAAAAACCCUAAAACAAUCUCUCUCCUCCCUUCACUUUCAUGGAAAACCUCCCACAUUCUCAGCACCCAAACAUGCUCUCGAAGAAACUCUUCACGAACCCCAGCAAAACUGUCUACGACGACGUAUUUGGUGGCCCUCCUCGUUUUGGAGUAGCCCCUACCCUGUCUCCUCGAGUGGAAGACUACAGCGAGAUAUUCGGUGGAUUUCACGCGCCACGUGGAGCUUCCUCUUCGAUUCCAGUGCUUGAUCUCCCAUUGGUGGAUAAUGAAGCAGCCGAAGAUGUUUUCUUUGAUGUUAGAAGCUGUUCUGGGUUUGAUUAUAAUGAGGUUUUUGGUGGGUUUAAUGGCUCUGACUUUGCUGUUUCCUUCGAGGAGUUGAUGAUGAAGCAAUCUGACGGCCGCGACUUUUCCUCUGAUGAAGCUUGGACACCAGAAGACCCUGAAUAUCUAUCAGAAGACUCAGAUAAUUAUACAAAGAACCAAUGCUUGUCGAAUGGUGACUCUCACGAGUCCAUUGAUGGGAUCAUGGAAUUUAACAUAUCAUACCAUAAAGCUACUCAAAGCAGCAACAAAGAUAUGCCAAAUGGAAUUACAUAUGUGACUCAGCCACUUGAUGUUCCUGGAUAUGCUUUUAUGGUUGAUAGAACCAUGUCUUUGCCAAAGUCAGAUGACGAGCACCCACCUCUGCAGGUGAGUGAUGAUGGCCAUCUCAAUAUUGAUUUCACUGGGGAAAUGUUGGGGGCAAAGAAGCUUAGGAAGACCAUGUCACAUCCGGCUAAUGGUAGCGCUGAUGAUCUAGUUUUUGGAAAUGAAGUUAGACCUCAUAAGGAAUAUGUCCGAAAUGGCUCUCUUCCUAAUGAGACGUUUGUAACUAUUUCUCAUGUCAGCCUUAAAACUCACCCCUCUCAAUUGCCACCACCUUCUAGACCACCGCCUGCAUUAGACGUCAAAAAGAGAGAUUCUUGUAAAUCAACCCCAAACUGUCAAAGCGCUGCUUCCUCAGGGAGUGCUGGUGACAGUUCUCCACCUUACUUUGAUGUAGAGGUAGAUGCAAGUUCCUCUGCUGCUGCCUCUGCUGCUGCUAUAAAAGAAGCUAUGGAGAAAGCUCAAGUCAAGCUGAAAAGUGCAAAAGAAUUGAUGGACAGGAAGAGGGGUGGUUUUCAAAACCAUACAAAAUUGGGUUCAAAAAAUGACAGAAAGGAUAGAGAAGGUAGGGUGGUUAAGAUUGUUGAUGUGUCUGGUAGUACAAAAUAUGAAGGGGUGCAAGGCACUUGUGAAAGUGAAGAGAACGGAAUGGAUGACAGGCAAAAGGUUAAAAUUGCAGAUUCUUUAGAAGGGAAAAGGCAUCAAAACGCAGCAAAAAUGUCUUCUGAUGAGAAGCUUGGAAGGGAAUCCUUGUCAUCUCAAGGAUCCGAUAAAAUUGAUGAAGCUAGUGAAUGGAAAGAAGCUACUCAAUUUUUUGAACUGGUGAGAACAAAUGUACCCAGAAAAGUCAUUGACUUGUCAAAUAAUGAUAACAUUUUUCCGCAGAACACAAAUAUCCAUGAACAAGGGCAGAAGGUGAAAAAGGUAGCCAUGGAAGCAUCGCAGCAGCAGCUAGAAAAUGGCAAGAAAGUACAAGCAGUUACAGCAGAUCAUGAACUGGAGGAAUAUGCCAAGAACACUAAAGUAUCAAAACCAGCUCGUGACCUUGGGGGAAGCAAUGGGAGAUCAGAAGCUGCUAAAGUGGCACACAGAGAGAAAGGGCUUGAGAAGAAGGUACAAGUAGCUCAAGAGGUUCUUAGAGUGGAGGAUGAGGACAAACUUGGAAUGGACAAGCAGUCUUUGGAAACUGAUAAGAGACGAACUAGAGCUGACGGGUCACAAAAACAUGAGCUCAUGGGAGAGGUUCCACGAGCACAAAGUAAACAUGAAGCUAAGCAGACUGCAGAGGACAAGGAGAAAGAGCCUUGGCUGAAAGAGGCUGUUAGAAAUGCGGAGAAUGAGAAACUAUUCAUUCAUAAAAAGGAAGGUGGUGAAAGGAGACAAAGGAGCACUUUUGAGAAGGAAGAAAAUGAAAAGAAGCUUAAAGCAGCUCUUGAACAAUUGGAAAAUGAGAGAAGGCUGAAGAAGGCAUUGGAGCAGAAAGAAAAGGAGAAGAGGAUAAAGGAGGCUCGUGUGAGGGAAGAAACUGAGAAGAAGCAGGGAGAGGCUUAUGAAACACACGAAGAGGAGAAGAGAUUAAGAGCAGCUCUUGAGCAGGAAGAAAAUGAGAGGAGACUGAAAGAGGCUUUGGUGAAGGAGGAGUAUGAGAGGAGACUGAAAGAGAUUCAUGAGAAGGAAGAGUAUGAGAGGAGACUAAGAGAGGCUGCUGAUAGAGAGGAGAAUGAGAGGAGACAAAGAAGGAUUCGUGAAAGAGAAGAAAAUGAGAAGAGAUUAAACAAAGCUCUUGAGAAGGAAGAGAAUGAGAGGAGAAUACGAGAGAAUGAGGGGAGGUUGAGAGAAGCUCAUCAAAGAGAAGAGAAAGAGAAAAGAUUAAAAGAAGCUCGUCAAAGAGAAGAGAAUGAGAAAAGAUUAAAAGAAGCUAUUGAGCAUGAAAAUAAGAAAAAACAGAGAGAGGCUAAUGAAAAAGAAGGAAAUGAGAAGAAAUGUAAAGAGGUUUUUGAAAAUGAAGGGAUUGGAGACACUCUAGAACAGGAAACAACUGAAAAGCAACUAGAAGAGACAAAUGAGCAAGAUGAAAGUGGCAAGUUAAGAGAGACUCCAGAGGGAGAAGUAAGUGAACCAGGAACAUGCACAUCAGAAGAAAUGGGGGAUGCAUCCAAAGAGACCUGCAACUUGGAAAACACUGAGGUGAAGCUGAAGGAUGGCUCUGAGAAUGAUAAACCAGGGAUACUAAAUGAGAUGGGUGAGAACUGCAGGGUAGUGAAGCAGGCAUGUAAGACGGAAGUCAAUACGAACCUUGGAUCAACUAGAUUAGCUGGCAAACAUGAGGGGAGGAAUGGAAAACAAGUAGUGACCGAGGAGAUUGCUCAUGAAGAAAUUGGCAAGGUACCUCCAGAGCUGAAAAUCAGUGACAAGGAAGAAGCAGUUGAAACAGUGAGCACACAGGCUGGUGGAAAAACAAAAGUGUCUGGUUUGGCUCAAGGCAACUUAGAACAUGAAAAUAAUGUAGUGGAAGAUGAUGCUGUGUCAGUUUAUGGUGAUGAAAGGACGAGGAAAGCAGGGGAAGCUGGAAAUGGCACUGGACGAAAGAGCAUAGAGAAAACUAAGAAAGCCUCCCAAGUAGAAUCUGAUAUCGCAAAUCAAGGGAAGGAAUUUGCUCAGGACAGGAGUGACAGAAGAAAGAAUAUCCCCCAGGCAGUUGCUAUGAAUCAUGAAGACAGAAAGGAAAAUUUCAUGUCAACUGGAGCAGUGAAAAAAUCGGUUGAGACUGGAAGGAAAAUAGAAGCUGCUCAGCCAGCUAAUUUAGAAGCAAAAGGAAGUACCCCGGGAUCAACUCAGCAGCUUAAUACAAGUGAAAGAAAAGUAAAGAAUCUCAAUAAGACCCUAUCAUCAGAGGAAAAAGAAGUUGAGAGGAUGAGAAGAGAAAAGGAGCUGGAAAUGGAACGUCUCAGAAAGCUAGAAGAAGAGAGGGAGAGGGAAAAAGAAAGAGAAAAGGACAGAAUGGCUGUUGACAGAGCAGCGCUUGAUGCUCGUGAAAGGGUACAUUUCGAAGCUCGUGAUAGGGCAGAACGGGCUGCUGUGGAAAGAGCAAUAACUGAGGCCCGUGAAAGGCUAGAGAAGGCCUGUGCAGAGGCUAGGGAGAAGUCAUUAACUGAUAACAGAUCUUUAGAGGCCAGGCUCAGGGAACGUGCUGCAGUAGAGAGAGCUGCUGCAGAGGCACGCGAGCGUGCUUUUGGAAAAGUAAUGUCUGAAAGGACUGCUUUUGAGGCAAGAGAACGAGUAGAAAGAUCUGUCCCAGAUAAAUUCUCUGCUUCUUCCAGGAAUGGUGGAAUGGGACCUAGUUCUUCACCCUCAGUAUAUAAUGGUUCCUACUAUAUGGAGAGAUCUGAAGGGGUGGAAGGUGAGUCACCUCAAAGGUGUAAAGCAAGGUUAGAAAGGCAUAGGCGAACAGCUGAACGUGCGGCAAAAGCUCUAGCAGAGAAAAAUAUGCGAGAUCUUCUUGCUCAGAGAGAACAAGCAGAGAGAAAUAGAUUAGCAGAAACUCUGGAUGCUGAUGUCAAGAGGUGGUCCAGCGGGAAAGAAGGAAACUUGCGUGCAUUGCUGUCAACUUUACAAUAUAUCCUUGGGUCUGACAGCGGCUGGCAGCCAAUUCCAUUGACUGAAGUAAUAACUUCAGCAGCUGUAAAGAAAGCUUACAGGAAAGCCACGCUUUGUGUUCAUCCUGACAAGUUACAACAACGGGGUGCAAGUAUUCAGCAGAAGUACAUAUGUGAGAAGGUCUUUGAUCUUCUGAAGGAGGCUUGGAGCAAGUUCAACUCAGAAGAGCGGUAGCCUGAGCUCAUCAUAUCUGUGCCAUUUACUUAUUCGCAAUUGACAACUCAUUCUGUAAAUACAUUCGUCUUGUAGGUAAAUAUCGUUGAGUCCAUCAGAUACUUCAUUAUCUAUUUGCAGUUUGAGAAUGUAAUUUAUGCUCAAAGGGAAAUAGGUAAGAAACAAAUAUUAUUCAAUGCAAAGCGGCCAAUUUGUAUUUCAAA